UCCAGUCAAUCGGCAACCGUUGAUCACGCGCGUAGUGUAAAAAAUGUUUUUCAUUCUCUGACAUUCUUAAUGCGUGGAACAUUGUUUGACGCUAUCAAAAACCGCAAAAUGUGGAUAUGAAAGCAAAUGUUCGUUGAUUGCAAAUAAAUUGGAUUCAAUUAUGCAACCAGAAUAGAAUUAUAACUAAUUAUUGUUAGAUUUGUGGACGUCGGUGUCUGACGAAAGGUUCUGAAUGAAGUAUGACCACUGGCGGCGUCAGACAUUGAUAUUUGAUAGGGCAACACUUGAACGCUGUAUUUGAGAGCUACAUAUUGCUUGCAACGAGUGGUGCCUACCUCUGGUUCCGCCACUCGGGCCUGGUGGGUUCGCAACUGGAUCCCGAAAUCGACGAUCCAAUAUCAACGGCAACUCCACAGUGUGAAUGGGCGUAGGAUGGCCACAUCGUUAGAGCAGAGACGAAAUCGGCAAGCAAGCGCUGGAAUCCGGCAGGACAUCGCAGCAGAGGCAGACCCAGAAUCGCCUGGCGGUAAAACCCUAACAGAGAAAUAAACAAAGUCGAUGGGAAUCAGACUUAGGCUCAAGCCAAGGAUGGAGAUCCUUAACGUUGUCCCCAUGUACCCUAACAGGUGCUCAGAACACAAUGCUUGAACUUGUUUGGAUUUUUUUUUUUUUCAUAAAACAAGUGGAGCUGUAUCUCUAAAAAAGCAAGGUUGUUUUCAGUGUAUUGUACCUUGGAGUGAGAUAAACAUAAAUCUGCAACCAGACACCUGAUAAGACAUCUCAGAUCGUGUAAGGAUUGGGAAGCGCCCAGGCAGCAAUCGCCGUGCAUGAGCCGAAAUUGCCUCCUUACGACUAUACAGAAACCCCCGCAGAUGAUCCACGCAUAUUUCUUGCAUGAUAUAGAAUCGAACAAUGGCCAAAGAGAAGGAACAACCGCUCGAACUGAGCUCCGUAAGCGCAUCGAAAGCCGAACCGCCAAAGCAAACCACCAGCACUGCGUCCGGAGGUGAAUCGACGAGUCUGCUGAUGCGUAGCCACAGCGAAACUGAGAUCGACGGUAGCCGACGAAGCCGCGGGCAGCAAACCCAAACCUACGAUAUUCACAAAGGGAUCGCCGAGAGUGCCAUGGACAUAUCCCUGCUCACGGCCAAUGCCAACCAGCUACGUCUGCUGAUAACUUACAAUGGGCGCUCGAAGACCUACAUCGCGUGCAUAACGUUGGUGAUCGUUUCGUUAGUGUUGCAGGUGCUGGUAGCAAGUGGGGUUAUCAUAAUUAAGAGUCAACCGAAAUCCAAACGAAGUCAGCAAAUUGAACGAUUGAAGAUUGCCACCUCAAUUGGCGUGACAGUUAUAACAGUCAUCAACAUAUUGGUGGCAUCUUUGGUGGUAACGGAUGGACCAGCAGUGACUGGAGCAUCUUAG
Messenger RNA from Armigeres subalbatus, 1422 nucleotides. Its product is annotated as ninjurin-B-like. The coding region runs from base 913 to 1422 and encodes 169 amino acids. The transcript has 5 exons. Lineage: Eukaryota; Metazoa; Arthropoda; Insecta; Diptera; Culicidae. Gene Ontology annotation, biological process: tissue regeneration; cell adhesion. Gene Ontology annotation, cellular component: membrane. The record is from RefSeq and is a predicted model, not a curated record.